CAAGGUUGCUGCUCGGCCUUUCAAUGGGCGGGCCAGGGCCAUGGCUCCUGAUUCUCGAUUCCUGUGCCUUCUUCUCAUAUUGCAGGUGAAAGCGAGUCCUCCAUGUGCCAAAGAGGGUGUGAUCUACAAAGACCCAGAGGUCUCCGAUGUGGGCCCCAAUGGUGCAUGGGUUUUGGAUGCCGACCAGUGCCAGAAUUCCUGCGAAACCAGACCGUCCUGUUCCUAUUUCUCCUUUGUCCCCAGCAAUUUGCCAGGAGCAGGUGAGUGCUGGCUUUUAGGCAAGAAUGCCAAAGCAGAAGAGAGAAAAGGAGUCAUAAGUGGUCCGCAGGUUUGUGCUGAGGAUCGAGUCAGCUCGAUCAACGCAUGCGGCAUGCUUGAACACCAAUGCCCAUCCCACUGGAGUGCCGAAGGUGCCGGAGGCUUUCUCUGUAUUUCAGGCCAAUCCGUAGGCGCGUGCCGCCAAGCAGUACACGGACCUUUCCCGGCCUCAGACUGCCAGGCACAAUGUAGCAUUGGCAGUGUCGACCCAAAGGAUUUGCAGGAAGCCGCGAAAGAAGAGGAAGCUGCAGCCAAGGCAGGAACUGCUGCGGCAUCCGAGGCACAGGCCCAAGAUGACAAGGGAGAAGAUGGCAAGGAUGCAGAACACUCCAAAGAACAGUCUGGCUACUAUUACGGAACGGCAGACUAUGGUGGCUAUGGAGAUCAUCAGGCUGAGAUGGACGAGUGUGGAGACAGUGGCGCACACUGUCCUUCGCACUGGCUCGAGGAUGCAAGUGGAGGCUACCUUUGUAAGUCAGGCCACGCUCGAGGCGUGUGCCGCGAAGCUCACAGGGGACCAUUCCCAUCGCAUGCUUGUGAGGAGCAGUGCAGCAUUGGUGCUGUCCAGGGCUUGGAGGUGGAUUCAUCAAAUGCUGAAGUCCUAACCACGUGGCUGGUGGACCGCAAGCAACCUGAUGCCAGCUGGGAACCACGGACCUUGACUUUGCCCAAGAAACCUCUGUCCGAACAAGAAGAGCUGCUUCGGAUACAGAGGAUUUGGAAGGACAAGAUUCCAGCGGCAGAGAUCUUCAAAAUCCAUGUGGUGGAACCCUUGAUCAAAGAUUAUCCAGGCAGACCAUCUCUCCAUGUCCUGGUGGAAAGCAAUCCACUUGAAAGCUCAGACCGUGCUCCUGUCCUCAUGGAGGUGAAGGGCCCCAGUGAUGUUGGACAUUGGCGUGCGGGUUUCGUUCAGACCCCUGCGACUUUGGACACCAUGAAGGCUGACACUGGACACUUGCCAGAUGGUGCUCUGGUCACCGUGUAUGACCAGCAGCUGGAGGAUGGCACCUCCAAAACAGUCAUGCCCGGUGACCUCAUCACGAUUGUAGAACCACCCAACGCGAAAGAUGCUUUCUCCAGUAGCUGGACGACGGGUCACGAGAAAGAAGGUGACAUCUCAGAGCGUUUUACCGAGAAGAUGAUGGAAUGGGGUCAUAAGCUGACCGUGCUCGAGAAAAAGAUCCUGAAGGUGAUCACAGAUUCAGCUCCUCCGAAACAGCAGAGCAAUCAGGAUGGGGAAGAUUCAGGCUUCAAGAAGGUCUUGCCAUGCGUCUCUGAUAGUGCUCACCAGUGUCCUCAAGACUGGGCCAGUGGAGCGAGCGGUGGCUACUUCUGCCACUCCAAUAGCGGUUGCCGGGCAGCGGACCAUGGACCUUUUCCGUCCGAAGAUUGCGAGGCGCAAUGCUCUAUUGGCCAAGUCUUUGUGGCAGGCGGUGGCGAUGUGGCAGUGCCUUUCAAUUGUUUGUUGAACCUGAACCUUUGGAAGACUCAUUGGAGUGCAGCGAAGAAAAGCUGGUGCUGUGAGAACUCCGUAGAGGGCCAGGUGGCUUGUGCCAAGGAGGAGUCUCAUUCCGGAAUUCUUCGACGAUGUCCUGCAGAUCUGAAGACUUCAUGCCCAGAAGAUUGGACCCAGCCGCGGUCUGGCGGAGGUGGUUUCUAUUGCCAAAACACUUCAGGUUGCCGUCCCAGAGAAGAUGGACCUUUUCCGCUUGAGAGCUGCAAGGAGCAGUGCUACCUUGGUGUCACAACCAUUGGAGGCUUCCUGCCAAAGCCGGUCUUUUGGGACUGCAAGCUUGACCUCUUUUCGUGGCUUUCGAAGUGGUCUGAGGAGAAGAAGCAGUGGUGCUGUGAACAUUCUCCGGAUGCCCACAGAAUCUGCUCCAAGACCAAGGUCAACAGCGAUGCUCGCUAUUGCGAAGCCACUACUGCAGGGGGCGUUCCAUGCAAUUUUCCAUUCAGCUGGGGUGGAAGAAAGCACUAUGGGUGCGCAGUGAAGGGCAGUUGGAUGGGAGGUCGUCCCUGGUGCAUGCGAGUAGAUGGCAACUGGGCCAUGUGCGACUGCAAGGGAUCCAAGAUCAGCGACUUGGUCUCCAAAAGCGAUUCGCUCAAGCCACAUGACGCUGGGCCUCCACCUGUUCCGGCCAUUGACCUCGAUGAUUUGGGCCUUCAUAGCGUGAAGCCUUGCUUCUUUGAGAAGAACAAGUGGUGCCCAGAUGACUGGCUCACUGGAGGGAGUGGCGGCUAUUUUUGCCCUGAGCACAAAGGCUGUCGAUCCGCCGACAAGGGACCCUUUCCCGCGGAAGACUGUGAGGAGCAGUGCUCCCUUGGCAAUGUCUUCAUCCCAGGCGGUGGGGACGUUGAAGUGCCCUUCAACUGUCUGCGACAUUUGGCCUCCUGGAAGACUCACUGGAGCAAGAAGAAGAAGGAAUGGUGCUGCAAAAAUUCUCAAGAAGGUCAUGCAGCCUGCGAAGACCAGGAUGACUCGUCGUUUGGCGCUCUUCAACGAUGUCCUCGGGAUCUUCAUACUUCAUGCCCUGAGGAGUGGCAAGGUCUGAAUGCCAACAUCGGCGGCUUCUAUUGUCGCUCAGGUCACAGUAGCGGUGGCUGCCGCCCAAGUAUGCAAGGGCCCUUCCCACUCGAGAGCUGCCAGGAGCAGUGCUACAUGGGCCGAGCAACCCUCGGAGGCUUUCUUCCAAAGCCGGUUUUCUGGGACUGUGCACUGCACCUCGAUUCGUGGCAGUCCAGAUGGUCGGAGGAGAAGCAGAGUUGGUGUUGUGCACACUAUCGUGGUGCGCAUGCCGUGUGUGCCAAAAUCACCGUGAGCCACCAGGUGCACUUCUGUGAUGCCACAACUGCAGGAGGUGUUCCGUGCAACUUCCCUUUCCGCUAUAGUGGAAAGAAGCACUAUGGGUGCCUGGAUAACAACUUCUUCUCAGGCAAAUCUGGCAGUUCGUGGUGUAUGCGCGUGGAUGGCCAGUGGAGCAUGUGCGAUUGUCAGCCUGAAGACUUCGGCGUCCAUCACACCGUUCACAAGGUCAUUGAGGAUAUUGUGGUCAAACCCAACAAACUGUUUGACAAGGGCGAAUUUGCUCCUGGAAUGUUUGCUGUAGAUCCAUGUCCAUCAGACCUUGAGACGCAGUGUCCACAGGAAUGGACGACCUCGGAUUCGGGUGGUUUCUUUUGCCAUUCAGACAAGGGCUGCCGACCAGCGAAUGAGGGGCCCUUCCCAGAAGAAAGCUGUCAGGCCCAGUGUUCACUCGGCACCAUCUAUGUUCCAGGCGGCGGCGAUGUGGCUGUCCCUUUCGAUUGUACGCUGCACUUGCACCACUGGAAGAGCCGAUGGAGCCACACCAAGCGGCGCUGGUGCUGUGAGCAUUCUCAAGAGGGCCAGAUCGCUUGCGGAGCGGAGGACAGUUCCAGCGUCUCGGGUCAUCUUCGUGAAUGCCCCAAGCACGUGAGAACGUCAUGCCCAGAGGAGUGGAGUGAUCCAAGAACGAAACUUGGAGGCUUCUACUGUUAUGGUGAUGGGUCAACUCAGGGUGGCUGCCGUGAAGCAUUGCACGGACCGUUUCCAGUAGAAGAUUGCAAGGAGCAAUGCUAUAUUGGAGAGGCCAGAAUUGGAGGCUUCUUGCCAACACCCGUGCUCUAUGACUGCCAACGCCAUCUUGAUCAUUGGGAUUCCCAUUGGUCGAAGGAGAAGCAGUAUUGGUGCUGCACGCAUGAUCGCUUUGCACGUCAAGUAUGUGGGCAUAUUUCGGUGAGUCACAAAAUGGUGACAUCAUGUGAUGCAACUACUGCUGGCGGCAUUCCUUGCGAUUUCCCCUAUGAAUGGGGUGGCAAGAAGCACUAUUCGUGCACCGUCGAUAAUUCUGACAUGGGAGGCCAGCCUUGGUGUGUACGCGUGGAUGGCACCUGGGCAGAUUGCGACUGUCAGGGCUUCGGGGCACAUGUGAUCUCCAUUGAUGUGAAACGAGUGCAUCGCACCCAUCCGAUUCGACAUGAAUUUGAUCUGGGCGAUGAAGACCUUUCGGAUUGGAGACCAGAGGGUGACAAUAUCGAGGGCAUCGACAGACCGUUUGACUGCCCCGACAAGGACGCGAAAUGGACGGAGGUGAAGAAACAGUGGUGCUGCGAUGUGGAUGCUGACUGCACACCGCAAGUCAGCGAGUUCGACUGCCUCGCUGACUUCUCCACUUGGGGCUCCUCUUGGAGUCUGGAGAAGAAGGUUUGGUGCUUCACUUCCGGAGAUCACCAUGAGUUGUUCGACUGUGACGAGGGCAUCGAGAAUGCGGACCGUGGCUGGUCAUCGGACAAGCUAGAUUGGUGUUGUCGGAAGAAGCAGAAAGGAUGCAAACCACUCUUCGACUGCGACCACAAUUUGGACACCUGGGAGACUAGCUGGGAACCGAAAAAGAAACAGUGGUGUUGGGACAAGGAGCACAAAGGCUUCUACCACCCUUACAAAUGCAAGGGCACCGUUGAUGAACAGAAGUGGCCCGAAGAGAAGCAGGAGUGGUGCUGCAAGAACCAACACGUUUGUGUUCAGCACGACUAUGACUGCGAGGCAAACUAUGCAACAUGGCAAAUACAGUGGACAGCAGAAAAGAAACACUACUGUUGCCAGAAGGAGGGCAAAGGAUGCUAUGAUUGCAAUGCUGGUCUUCGCAACUGGGAAAGGGGGUGGUCACACGACAAGAAGGCCUACUGCUGCACGGAAGAGGCCAAGAACUGCUACUCCUGCCUCAAAAUCUCCGAGAGCCCCUAUUGGGGAAAGAAGCACCGGGAGUACUGCUGUGAAUCGCAGAAUGUGGCUUGCCAUGAUUGCAGUGGAGAUGUGAAGCUCUUCAAAGGCUUACAAAAGGAGUGGUGCUGCGAGCAGGAACGUCGCUGUCAUCCCGAGCUCACUACAUCCACCACGGCCAGCACCACGAACUGCCCUGAUGCCAUAAGUUCGGACAACCCAGCAUACUGCAACACUCCCAUCGGCACCUGGCCUGAAGAGAAGCGCGAGUAUUGCUGCAAGCACUAUGGACGGGGCUGCCCCCAGAAGCAGUUUGACUGCCAUGAAGAUUAUCACCAUUGGAAAGUUGCGUGGUCCGACAAGAAAAAGGAGUGGUGCUGCGCCAAGCAUCAUGUUGGCUGCAAGUCCAUGCCAAACUGUCACACGGCACCUACCUCUUGGAGCCCAGCCAAACAGCAAUAUUGCUGUGAAGAGAUCAAGGUUGGCUGCCAGCCGUAUCUCUGCCGGGAUGGGUCUUCGCCAGAGACAUGGACGCACGAUCGCCGAGCUUGGUGCUGCGCGAAGGAAGACAUUGGCUGCGUGCCGGAAGCGAAGCCGGACUUACAGCCUGAGCAACCCCAUGGACAGUAUGAUUGUUUGGAGGGUGUGUCGAGUUGGCGCGACAGCUGGUCUCCUGGGAAGAAGGAGUACUGCUGCCGCAGCAUCCAGGUUGGCUGUGUGAUGAUCUCGCCCCCAAGGGAUCCAGAAGAGCACCCGGGCUGCAGUGCUAAAUGUCAUUGGGAUUCAGAAGAAUUUUCGUGCGGCGAGCGGAUCAAGUAUGCAGCUGCCCAUCGCUUUCGUGGCCAGAAGCAUGCCUGUAUGGCUGCGCAUCAUCUAGUGGCGGGUGAAUGCGAUUUUUGCUCCCAGUGUACGGUCCAGAGAUCCGGUUGUUAUGUCUUUUGGCAUCACGAGACGCACCACACGGUCACCACGCACACGGUGGCUGAAACGCACAGGGCCUUUCACUGCGAUGAUGGGCCAGUGGGCCUGUGGCCCAAGCAGAAAAAGCAGUACUGUUGCGCGUUCCAUCGCAAAGGCUGCUCGGGGCAGCAGCAGGUGCAAGACGGGUAUGAUUGCAAUGAAGGCUUUGACAAAUGGGAAAUCAACUGGGAUGCGCGGCAGAAGGUUUGGUGCUGCAAGCACCAACAAAAGGCAUGCGCUCGCUUUCAGUGUGACCUUGACCUGUCCAACUUCCAGACUGUUUGGGGGCCGCCAAAGAAGAUGUGGUGCUGUGAGCAUGAGAAACGUGGUUGCGUACCCGGCUUCAUUUGGUUCGAUUGCAAUGAGGAAGCGGAGCAUUGGGAGAGCGUGUGGAAAGCAGAGAAGAAGGCAUGGUGCUGCUCGCAUGAAAAGAAAGGCUGCCCAGGAUGGAAAUGGACUCCACCCCAAGGAAUUCUUCAUGUGAUCCACACCACCUACACCACGCACCAUGUGGCGAAUGGUGGUCAUUGGGAUGUGGGCUUCAAGAAUUCCUGGCACCAUGAAGGUGAAUGGCAUCAAGGUCACCCUCCAGCGGCUUCGGGCGGAGUCCAUGGUGCUGCACAUGGUGCUGCGCAUGGUUCGAUCAAGUUUAACUGUCACAAAGACUCUGACCAUUGGGAAGACAGGUGGUCCCCACCGCAGAAGCACUGGUGUUGGGUGCACUACCACAUUGGCUACCACCAGCUGUUCAAUUGCCAUGUCGGACAGGCAACCGCCUGGAGCAUCCCGAAGAAGAAUUGGUGUUGCACACAGCUGAAUAUUUGCCAUAGCUCUUCAAAUGGAGCAGCCUUCGAUUGCAAUGCUGCUUUGGGCAACUGGGAGAGGGCUUGGAGUCCAGCAAAGAAGAACUGGUGCUGGACGCAUAUGCACAAGGGUGGACCUCCUGGUGGACACAAACCACCACCUCUAGCAGCGGUGCAUGUCGUGCAUCCACCUGCUGGAAGUGCUUGGGGUGCAGCAGGUGUACUUCCUGGUAGCAAGAUGCAGGGUCAAUUCAACUGCGCAGCAGCCCUGCAAAACUGGGAAGAUGCAUGGAGUCCACAGAAGAAAGUAUGGUGUUGGCGCCAUCAGAGAGUGGGAGGUCCAGAAAGAUUUAACUGUCAUACACAGGUCGCUCGUUGGUCUGGUGCCAAAAGAUCGUGGUGCUGUGAAAAUCACAGAAACACGUGCCCAGAUCGUCGCCUGUCCGAGAUCUUCACUUGAUCGUUGAAUGCAGAGGUCAUGUCCGUCCCCC
This is a messenger RNA of Durusdinium trenchii, 7313 nucleotides long. NCBI's taxonomy places the organism in Eukaryota, Dinophyceae, Suessiales, Symbiodiniaceae. The record is from the annotation of a GenBank genome assembly.